UGCUAAUCAUUUUUGUGUGUGUCUUAUCGUAGAGAAGACACAGACGGUACAUUCCCACCAAAACUACAACAUCCACUGAGAAAGGACAGUUGCAGGAGGAAACUCUGGAUAUACUGGAAUACUGAUUUCCUGCACUUUAACCUGCUGUUUCCACAUAACGAACUGGAAGAGCUACGACUCAAAGUGAAAGUAACUUUCAAGAACGUUAUUCAGUGACUGACUUCCUGUGUUUUCAGCUUUACUCAAAGACAAAAUGUCAUCCAGAUCAGAGGAGGAUCUCUGCUGUCCGGUCUGCCAAGACAUCUUUAAAGAUCCUGUUGUCCUAUCAUGUAGCCACAGCUUCUGUAAAGCCUGUUUACAGAGAUGGUGGCGAGGGAAACAAACAUGUGAGUGUCCGUGCUGUAAGAGAAGAUCCUCCAAGACUGAUCCACCUCGUAACCUGGCUUUAAAGAACCUGUGUGAGGCUUUUUUAAAGGAGAGAGAUCAGAGAGGUGCAGCUGAGUCUGAGAUUCUUUGCAGUCUGCACUCUGAGAAACUCAAACUCUUCUGUCUGGACCAUCAGCAGCCAGUGUGUGUCAUCUGUAGAGAUUCAAAAACACACAACAACCACAGAUUCAGACCCAUCGAUGAAGCUGCACAGGAUCACAGAGAGGAGCUCCAGAAAUCCCUGAAACCCUUACAGGAGAAACUGAAGCUCUUUGAAGAAGUUAGAGGAAACUGUGACCAAACAGCAGAACACAUUAAGGUCCAGGCCCGAAACACAGAGAAGCAGAUUAAGGAGCAGUUUAAGAAGCUUCACCAGUUUCUACAAGAGGAAGAGGAGGCCAGGAUCGCUGCUGUGAGGGAGGAAGAGGAGCAGAAGAGUCAGAUGAUAAAGGAGCACAUUGAGGCUCGGAGCAGAGAGAUAACAGCUCUUUCAGACACAAUCAGAGCUACAGAGGAGGAGCUGAGAGCUGAAGACGUCUCAUUCCUGCAGAACUACAAGGCUGCAGUAGAAAGAGUCCAGCAGCGCCCCCUGCUGGAGGAUCCAGAGCUGAUCUCAGGAGCUCUGAUAGACGAGGCCAAACACCUGGGCAACCUGACCUUCAACAUCUGGAACAAGAUGAAGGAGAUGGUCUCCUACACUCCUGUAAUCCUGGAUCCAAACACAGCAGACCCAGAACUUGUUGUGUCUGAAGAUCUGACCAGCGUGAAAUGUGGAGUGAAACGGCAACUUCCAAAAAACCCGAAGCGGACCAAAUUCCCCUGCUCCAUCCUCAGCUCUGAAGGCUUUGACUCAGGGACUCACAGCUGGGCCGUUGAGGUUGGAGAAAACAAGGACUGGGAACUGGGCAUACUGGGAGAGUAUAUCAGGAUAAACGAGCGCCUACAGACUGGACUGUGGAGAAUUUUGUUCUCUAACGGUAAAUUCACAGCAUUCUCCACGUCAGAUCAAGAGAAAGCUCUGCCAGUGAAAAAGAAGCUCAGGAGGAUCAAAGUUCAUCUGGACUUUGAUGGAGGAAAGUUGUCAUUCUCAGAUCUUGAUACUAACACACACAUACACACCUUCACACACACUUUCACUGACACCCUGUUUCCCUACAUUUACACCGAGAAUCAUGUCCCACUGAAGAUUUUACCUGUGAAGGUCUCUGUGACGGUGAAAAAGCACAAUAAGGAAUUAUAAUAAUAAUGUCGGCAACUGUGCAAAUCAAUGAGCAUGGCUGUGUUAAAGCAAAGGUGUUGUUUUAUUUGGUUAUUAUGUAUGCUUGUUACUGAAGGUGCAGAUUAUUAGGCUCAUAAAAUGUCUAGGAUGGAAAGAUAUAUUAGGAAUAGUGUGCUAUGACUUUUGGUAGCGAUGCUGCAAAUCAUUUAUGCAAAAUUACAGAACAGAUGUACUUUUUUAUAGCAAACAAUGGGAAAUGCAAGGUAUGAUCAUUCAUCGUAGUGUACAUGAUAAGGCUUUAUUAUGCAUUUACAGUUUUGCUGUGUGCUCUGUUAAUUUGCUCUGUGGUAUAGAGUGACUGCAGAAUAUUUGCUUUGGAGAUGUCUAUGUUAAAUGUGAGUUACUAAAAAGGAGUCUUUCAGUA
Micropterus dolomieu (smallmouth bass) is the source of this 2069-nucleotide messenger RNA. RefSeq names its product nuclear factor 7, ovary-like. The record is from RefSeq and is a predicted model, not a curated record. Gene Ontology annotation, molecular function: ubiquitin-protein transferase activity; protein binding; zinc ion binding. Bases 254 to 1666 code for a protein of 470 amino acids. NCBI's taxonomy places the organism in Eukaryota, Metazoa, Chordata, Actinopteri, Centrarchiformes, Centrarchidae. The transcript has a single exon. Gene Ontology annotation, biological process: protein ubiquitination.